UAUUCCCACAAAAACAAACAACCAGACAGACAGACAAACUGAGAGAGAGACAGAGAGAUUGAUCCUUAAAACAAUGUUUUCUGUCAGCAGAAUUAUGAACCCAGUUUUUGGUUUGUAGUAAAAUAAAAUAUGUAUAUAAAAAAGAAGAAGAAGUAGAGAUGGGAUUGUUAAAACACUGAAGAUAUAUCAUUCAUGUUAGUUUGACACUUGGUGUUGCAGAGUUUUCAGUGGAAAGAAAACUGUAAGGCUGAUCCGUUUUUUACAGGCUUCUCUCUCUCUCUCUCUCUCUCUCUCUCUCUCUCUCUCUCUCUCUUUUUCCUUUUUGUUCUCUGAGGGCAUAAAUGGGGGUUGUCACUGUUGGUGAAUUGAAACCAAGCAUUUCAGGGAAGAGAUCGUUUCGUCCAAGUUCCAGUAUAAGGCAUGCCACAGAAUGGCCAAUCUCUGAUGUUUCUAGUGAUCUUACAGUUGAAGUAGGAACUUCUAGCUUUGCACUUCACAAGUUCCCUCUUGUUUCUCGAAGUGGAAGGAUAAGGAAACUGCUGUUGGAAGCAAAAGAUUCAAAAGUUACACGCAUAAAUCUUCCUGAUGUACCCGGUGGAGCAGAGGCUUUUGAACUGGCUGCAAAAUUCUGUUAUGGAGUAAAUGUUGAGGUAACACAAUCAAACGUUGCUAUGCUCCGUUGUGCGGCUCACUUCCUGGAAAUGACUGAAGAGUUUGCUGAGAAGAACUUGGAAACCAGGGUUGAAGCCUACUUAAAGGAGAUGGUGCUUCCCAACAUAUCUACAUCAAUAUCUGUUCUUCACCACUGCGAAACCCUCUUGCCUAUUGCAGAAGAAAUCAACCUGGUUAGCAGGCUUAUCAAUGCAAUUGCAACUAAUGCAUGCAAAGAGCAACUCACUUCUGGAUUAUUGAAACUUGACCAUAAUUUUCCUACAAAAGCUGUCACAAAUAUGGAACCAGAAACACCUGCUGACUGGUGGGGAAAAUCGCUUACUGUGCUCAGUCUUGAUUUCUUCCAACGUGUUCUCUCUGCAGUAAAAUCAAAGGGUCUAAAGCAGGACAUGAUCAGCAAAAUUUUGAUAAACUAUGCUCAUAAUUCUCUUCAGGGUCUUGCUGUCAGGGACUCCCAAUUGGUAAAAGGAAGUCUCCUGGAUUUGGAGUUGCAGAAGAAACAAAGGGUCCUCGUUGAAGCAAUGGUCAGUUUGCUACCAACACAAUCUAGGAAGAGUCCAGUACCAAUGGCAUUUCUCUCAAGUUUGUUGAAAACUGCAAUUGCAGCUUCAGCAUCUACUUCUUGCAGAUCUGAUUUAGAGAGGCGCAUCGGUCUGCAGCUGGAUCAAGCAAUUCUUGAAGACAUCCUAAUUCCUGCAAAUUCACAUGGAAACAACCACAGCACCAUCUAUGAUAUAGAUACUAUUGUGAGGAUCUUUUCCAUAUUCUUGAACUUGGAUGAGGAAGAUGAAGAUGAUAAUCACUUGAGAGAUGAAAGUGAAAUGGUUUAUGAUUUUGAUAGUCCUGGUUCUCCUAAACAAAGUUCAAUUCUCAAAGUAUCAAAGUUGCUAGACAAUUACCUUGCAGAAGUUGCAAUAGACCCAAACUUAAUGCCACCAAAGGUCAUAGCACUUGCAGAACUACUUCCAGAUCAUGCUCGUAUAGUCAGUGAUGGAUUAUACAGAGCCGUGGAUAUUUUCCUCAAAGUUCAUCCAAACAUCAAGGACUCAGAACGCUACCGCCUCUGCAAAACCAUCGACUGUCAGAAGCUAUCCCAGGAAGCAUGCAGUCAUGCAGCACAGAAUGAAAGGCUGCCUGUACAAAUGGCAGUUCAAGUUCUGUACUUUGAGCAAAUCAGGCUUAGAAAUGCUAUGAAUGGGGGGCACAAUCAAUUCUUUUUCGGGGCAGUAAAUGGUCAGUUUCCUCAAAGAUCAAGCAGUGGUGCAGGAAGUGGAGCAAUUUCUCCUAGAGACAAUUAUGCAUCAGUAAGAAGAGAGAACCGAGAGCUGAAGCUAGAAGUUGCAAGAAUGCGAAUGAGGCUGACCGACUUAGAAAAAGACCAUGUUUCUAUGAAACAAGAGCUUGUAAAGACUCAUCCUGCAAACAAGCUAUUCAAAUCAUUCACCAGAAAAUUGAGCAAACUCAAUGCUUUGUUCAGGAUUAAUAGUAUUAAACCAAUAGGAGGUGGAAAGGCAAAUUCAGAAAGCCGAUUUCCAUUUCAGAAGCGACGGCGGCAUUCUGUUUCAUGACUAUGCUGUACAAGUGUGAAUAAAAAGCAAUGAGUGUAUAGUAUAACUAAUUAGUGUGAUUUGCUUAUAAUGCCAGGUUGAUAGUUCGUUUUUUGAGUGUUGA
Messenger RNA from Ziziphus jujuba (common jujube), 2343 nucleotides. Its product is annotated as BTB/POZ domain-containing protein At1g03010. The coding region runs from base 342 to 2240 and encodes 632 amino acids. The record is from RefSeq and is a predicted model, not a curated record. The transcript is spliced from 4 exons. Lineage: Eukaryota; Viridiplantae; Streptophyta; Magnoliopsida; Rosales; Rhamnaceae. Gene Ontology annotation, molecular function: protein binding.